Molecule: messenger RNA, 3998 nt
Organism: Dermatophagoides pteronyssinus (European house dust mite)
Lineage: Eukaryota; Metazoa; Arthropoda; Arachnida; Sarcoptiformes; Pyroglyphidae
Biological process (GO): transmembrane transport
Cellular component (GO): membrane
Molecular function (GO): ATP hydrolysis activity; ABC-type transporter activity; ATP binding
Source: RefSeq, a predicted model, not a curated record
AUGACUUUGUUGAAACAAAACCAAAAAAUUUCAACAACAACAAAAUAUAAUGAUUAUCAUCAUGAUCAUGAUAGUGAUAUUGCGAUCGCAUGGAAAAAUCUUCGUUUUGAAGUGAAUAAUUGGCUAACAGGAAGAAAAAUUAUUCUACGACGUUUGAAUGGUCAUCUUGAAUAUAAUAGCCUUACCGGAUUUCUUGGUCCAAGUGGUGCUGGAAAAAGUACACUUCUCAAUUGUUUGAAUGGUAAAUAUCGAUCCGGACUUUCGGCCGAUUCGGAAAUCUAUAUCAAUCGACGAGAAAAUGAUAAACGACGUAUCAGUUAUGUUCAACAACAUGUCCAAGAAACGAUCAUUGGAUCGAUGACAAUUCGACAAAUUCUAUACUAUGCUUUUCGAUUCCAUAACAGCUUCAACCAUGGUGGAUCCGAAAUGGAUCAACAUAUCACCAAUAUCAUCAAACAAUUGUUGCUCGAUCCAAAAGUUUUGGAUAGAAGAUUCGAUCUGUGCAGUGGAGGUGAACAAAAGCGAAUCGCUGUUGCACAAGAAUUGAUGUCAUUGAAAGCGCCGACAUUUUUGUUUGUUGACGAACCGACAACCGGAUUGGACAGCCAUGCUGCUCUGUUGAUGGUACGUUGUUUACGAAAAUUAGCUGAUGAUCAAAACAAUCGAUUAACGAUUCUAGCAUCGAUACAUUCGCCCAACUCGGACAUUCUCAAAAUGUUCGACAAACUUUAUAUUCUGGCCACAGGCGGUGUUUGCGUCUAUUCUGGAGUGCCAAAAUUAUUACCACAAAAUCUUCAAGAUCAUAUUGGAUUAGUUCAUGAUCGAAACAAACCCCCAAUUGAAGAAUAUCUGACCAUAGCUUGUAAAGGAACUGGUGAUGAAAAUGUUCGUCGAUUAGCGGAAGCAACUUGGUCACAACAACAAGACGAAUUGAAGUCAUUGAUUCCACUAAUGAAAUAUCUACCACAAGGAAUCAUUGUCGAUCAUAAAUUAUUUUCGAUCGGAGAUUUUCUACUGCAAAUCGCAAGAAUGUUUCAAUUGACAUUCAUUAAACAAAUCAAUUCUCGAAUCUUCACAAUAUUUAUGGUGACUUUAGUGUGUUUUAUUCAUUCGAAUUUAUUCGAUACAAAUAUUCUCGAGCCAGAAACUUGCGUUUCUGCUAUCGACUUUUCCGAACCUGAAAAUAAUCAAACAUGUCAAGACAAAUUAGAAGACGAAUAUCGAAUUGAUUUCUAUACUUAUUAUCAAUCAAUGAUCAUUAUGGUAAUGGGUUAUGUACUUAGUGCUAUCAGCAGUUUAACAUUCUCUUCAUUGAUAAAAGUAUUCAAAAAUGAACAUCGAAACGGUUGGCACAGUGUUGGUGUUUCAUAUUGGUCGGUUGUUAUUGUUCGAUUAAUCGAUUUUACGUUCAUCGCUUUACAUGUUACAAUAUUAAUGUAUUUUUUAAUCGAUCAUACUUUUAUUGAUAAUGGUUAUUUUAAUUGGUUUCGAUUCGGAAAUUUUUUUCUAUUUAUGUGGAUGUUUUUCUUCUACAUUCAAUCGAUUGGUCAAUUACUUAGCAUUUUAUUUCGUGAUUUUUCCGAUGUUGCUGUUAUAAUAUCAAUAUUUUCAUAUGCAUCACUUGAUUUUAAUAAUGGUUAUAUGUUUCCAUAUAAUUCUAUUGUUAAUCCGGCAAGUAAAUUGUUAAAUGAUAUUAUGGGAUCAAAAAUUAUAUCCUUUGGUCUUAUUAAUGCAUUCUACGGUAUUGAUCGUUGUGAUCGGAAUCAAAUAUCAUCGGUUUUGAUUGAUUUUGAUAUCAAUCAGGAUACUGUCUAUACUGAUUUGUAUCGAAUUUUAAUCAAUUCAAUCGGUUUACGAAUAUUGACAUUGUUAUUAUUAAUGACCGAAUUUAAAAGCUGGAAAUUUUCAUCGAAAAAAAUAUCAAAAACACCAAAUACUUCUAAUUUUUUCACAAUCGACUACGAUAACUCGAAAUGUGAAUCGAAUCAAACUUCAAUUCAGUCAAAUGAUCGAAUAAAAUUAGAUGAUGAAAUUGACUUUGAAACAUUCUCCAAAAACAAAAUUAUCAUCGCUUGGCGAUCCUUGAGUUUGUUUAAUUGUGGUUCAUAUUUAGAACUACGAUCUGCCUUGAAACUCGAAGAACCUAAAUAUAUUUUGCGCAAUCUGAAUGGUCAAUUUCGUUACGGAACAUUGAAUGCUUUGAUGGGAACGUCUGGAGCAGGAAAGACCUCUUUUCUCAAAGUGUUGAACGGCAGAGACAAGACUCGAUUGAGCAGUGAAACAAGAUUCUACCUCAGCAAAUUCACUCCGUUGCGAACCUGUUACAUAACGCAAGAUAUUUCUUCGCACCUGACUCCAGGGUUGACAGCCCUACAGAGUCUUAUCUAUGCAAGCAAGUUGAAAAACUUGGGCGAAAAAGUCGAUCAUAAAAAUAAUGCCAUGUCAAUGUUAAAAGAACUGGAUAUUAUCGAUACGGCCAACACACUUGUCAAUAAAUGUUCGGGUGGACAACGAAAGCGAUUGGCACUGGCUUUGGAAUUGAUGUCGCAACGAAUGCCUAAUUUCAUUUGCAUCGACGAACCGACUAGCGGACUUGACUCAAAUUCGGCCGAAGUGAUCAUCUCUUGUUUGCGAAAAAUGUCACACAAACACAACAUCACAAUAGUGGCCGCCAUUCAUCAACCAAAUACCGAGAUGCUAAUGUUGUUCGAUCAGAUUUACAUUCUUGCCAGAGGUGGUGUCUGUAUCUUUUCUGGUCCACCAUCACAAAUUGAUGAUCAUCUUCAGCUAGUUUCUACUGAUCGCGACAAUAACCAUGAAAAAUUUGCCGUCGAAGAAAUUAUGAAAUAUUCCUGUUUGAAUCACUCUGAUCCUCAAAUUAAAACAAUGUCCGAUUCCGCAAACCACUCAAUCAUAAGUAAUGGGUCCGAAGAUCAUUUGAUGACUGAUACUCAAUACGUUUUAGAUGGUCCACAUCCCAAUCGCACUCGAUUUUCCUUAAGAUCUGUUAUCGUUUUGAUACAACGACAAUUCUAUUUCUAUAUUAGAAAUCCUAUGUCUCAAUUUCUUAUAUUGUGGUACAUAUGUUUUACCUUAUUCAAUGGUGUAAUAUUGAAGAGUUUGAUUGAUGUUAAUGUUGUUUUUGUUAGUGGUUGUAUGAGUUUCGAUGAAGAUUUUAACGAUUGUUCACGUUCUAAAGACGAAAGAAUGGAUCUUUUACACACUUAUCAUUAUACAACUUACUUGCUAAAUAGUCUGUGUAUAAUUAGUUGUGUAUUUUUUGCUACAUUGUUUGUUUUACAGCGGAAAUUAUUCCAAAUCGAACAUCGCAAUGGUUGGUAUAGUACUGGCGCAUUUUAUCUAACAAAAGCAAUAUGUGAAAUGGUCAUUGUCUUACCCGUUAUAAUAUUUUAUCCUAUCGUUUGCAAUAUUUAUCAACCAGUUCGAAGUCAUAUAUGGUAUUAUAUGAUAUUUAUCAUCAUCAUGCCAAUGAUUGCUGUUCAAGGUGCCAGCUAUAUAAUUUCCAUAGUAUUUGGACGUAAUCCAGUGAAUCUUUACAUUUCAAUUCCAGCUUUAAUGCUUUUGUCUAUUGUCUGCGUGAUGAUGCCACAUGCAUUAUCACAUUUUGCAUUCAAAUUGAUCACGACUUUCAAUCUUUUUCGCUAUCAAAUACAGGCAAUUUUGUUUUUAAUAUAUGGUUUUGGUCGAUGUGGUCAUAGAGAAAUUCAAGUGCUAUUGUAUAGACUUGGUUUGAUUCAUGAUGAACAAUUCUAUUACAGUAUAAUGAUGACAGCCGUCAAUGCUAUACUAUUUCAAUCAAUUGCCCUAUUAUUAUUCUUAAUCUAUAAUAAUCCAUUUCAAAAUCGACGUAAACGUAUUGAACGUAUUGAAUUUCGUAAUCAACGACAAUUACCAUCUGAAGUAAUUAUACCUGGUCUUACUUGUUCAAAUGAUUUUAUUAUCAAAACAAUUGGCACAUGAUUAAUCGCAUUAAUAUU